Tympanuchus pallidicinctus (lesser prairie-chicken) is the source of this 8980-nucleotide messenger RNA. RefSeq names its product potassium voltage-gated channel subfamily H member 1 (gene KCNH1). Gene Ontology annotation, biological process: potassium ion transmembrane transport; regulation of membrane potential. The record is from RefSeq and is a predicted model, not a curated record. NCBI's taxonomy places the organism in Eukaryota, Metazoa, Chordata, Aves, Galliformes, Phasianidae. Bases 163 to 3036 code for a protein of 957 amino acids. Gene Ontology annotation, cellular component: membrane. The transcript is spliced from 11 exons. Gene Ontology annotation, molecular function: delayed rectifier potassium channel activity.
GCUGCGGUGCGCGGGAGGCGGCGGGAGGGCUGAUGCCGCACAGCCGUGCCACGGUCCCGGCGGAGGCAUGAGGCGCGCGGAGCGGGCGGGGAGCGGAGCUGCAGAGCGCGGCUCCGCGAGGCCCUGAGCGAAGCCUCUGCGCCGCGCUCCCGCAGAGCGACUAUGGCCGGGGGAAGGAGAGGGCUGGUGGCGCCUCAAAACACGUUCCUGGAGAACAUCGUGCGAAGGUCUAACGAUACUAAUUUUGUCUUGGGCAAUGCCCAGAUAGUGGAUUGGCCUAUUGUGUACAGCAACGAUGGAUUUUGCAAGCUAUCAGGAUAUCACAGAGCAGAAGUUAUGCAAAAAAGCAGCACCUGCAGUUUUAUGUAUGGAGAGCUGACAGACAAAGAUACAAUUGACAAAGUCCGGCAGACGUUUGAGAACUAUGAGAUGAAUUCCUUUGAAAUCCUGAUGUACAAGAAGAACAGAACACCUGUCUGGUUCUUUGUGAAAAUUGCUCCAAUCCGAAAUGAGCAGGAUAAAGUGGUUUUAUUUCUUUGCACUUUCAAUGACAUAACGGCUUUCAAGCAGCCCAUUGAGGAUGAUUCAUGUAAAGGUUGGGGAAAGUUUGCUCGCUUGACCCGUGCCCUCACAAGCAGCCGAGGAGUGCUGCAGCAGCUUGCUCCAAGCGUGCAGAAAGGAGAGAAUGUUCACAAGCACUCACGUCUUGCUGAGGUACUGCAGCUGGGCUCCGAAAUUCUCCCACAGUACAAACAAGAAGCACCAAAGACUCCACCACAUAUAAUUUUGCAUUAUUGUGUUUUCAAGACUACCUGGGACUGGAUCAUCUUGAUUUUAACCUUCUACACGGCUAUUUUGGUCCCUUAUAAUGUCUCCUUUAAAACCAAGCAGAACAAUGUGGCAUGGCUAGUAGUGGACAGCAUUGUAGAUGUCAUUUUUUUGGUAGACAUUGUACUUAAUUUCCACACCACGUUUGUGGGACCAGCAGGAGAGGUGAUCUCUGACCCAAAGCUGAUUCGCAUGAAUUACUUGAAGACCUGGUUUGUGAUUGACCUGCUCUCAUGCUUGCCAUAUGAUGUGAUCAAUGCAUUUGAGAACGUUGAUGAGGGCAUCAGUAGCCUCUUCAGUUCACUUAAAGUGGUCAGACUACUUCGCCUGGGUCGUGUCGCUCGGAAAUUGGAUCACUACAUAGAAUAUGGAGCAGCAGUCUUGGUUCUGCUGGUGUGUGUGUUUGGUCUCGCAGCACACUGGUUGGCCUGCAUUUGGUACAGCAUAGGAGACUAUGAAGUUAUUGAUGAGGAUACAAACACAAUCCGAACCGAGAGCUGGCUCUAUCAGCUGGGAAUGUCAAUAGGAACACCUUACCGUUUUAACACAUCUGGCUUUGGAAAAUGGGAAGGUGGGCCAAGCAAGGAUUCUGUCUACAUCUCCUCAUUGUAUUUUACAAUGACCAGCCUCACCAGUGUUGGAUUUGGAAACAUUGCACCGACUACAGAUGGGGAGAAGAUCUUUGCUGUUGCGAUGAUGAUGAUUGGCUCCCUUCUGUAUGCAACCAUUUUUGGUAAUGUGACAACCAUAUUUCAGCAAAUGUAUGCUAAUACGAACAGAUAUCAUGAAAUGCUGAACAGUGUCCGAGACUUUCUAAAGCUCUAUCAGGUCCCUAAAGGACUGAGUGAGCGUGUGAUGGAUUACAUUGUCUCCACCUGGUCAAUGUCCAGAGGAAUAGAUACUGAAAAGGUUUUGCAGAUAUGCCCUAAGGAUAUGAGAGCAGACAUUUGUGUUCAUCUGAACCGCAAAGUUUUCAAAGAGCACCCAGCCUUUAGGCUGGCAAGCGAUGGGUGCCUUCGAGCACUUGCAAUGGAAUUUCAGACAGUGCACUGUGCCCCGGGAGACCUGAUCUACCAUGCUGGUGAGAGCGUCGACAGCCUUUGCUUUGUGGUUUCGGGGUCUUUGGAAGUAAUCCAGGAUGACGAGGUUGUUGCUAUAUUGGGCAAAGGAGAUGUUUUUGGUGAUGUCUUCUGGAAGGAGUCCACCCUUGCCCAGUCCUGUGCAAAUGUAAGGGCUUUGACCUACUGUGAUCUUCAUGUGAUUAAGAGAGAUGCCUUGCAGAAAGUGCUGGAGUUCUAUACAGCCUUUUCACACUCCUUCUCCAGAAAUCUCAUUUUGACUUACAACUUGAGAAAAAGAAUUGUAUUCCGGAAAAUCAGCGAUGUGAAACGAGAAGAAGAGGAGAGAAUGAAAAGGAAGAAUGAAGCCCCCCUGAUUUUGCCACCAGAUCACCCUGUCCGCCGACUGUUUCAGAGGUUCAGGCAGCAGAAGGAGGCACGGCUUGCAGCUGAGAGAGGCAGAGAUCCAGAUGACCUGGAUGUGGAGAAGGGCAACAUCCUAGGCGAGCACUCCUCCGCACGCUCAGUGGUCAAAGCCAGCGUUGUGACCGUACGGGAGAGCCCUGCAACCCCUGUGUCAUAUCAGUCAGCUUCAACCUCUGGGACUUCUGACCAGGCGAAGCUUCAGGCCCCCGCGUCAGAGUACACAGGAUGUAAAGCAUCAGGGGAUUACCCCCGGAGAAAAGGCUGGGCCAAAUUCAAAGACGCCUGUGGGAAAGGUGAAGACUGGAAUAAAGUCUCUAAAGCAGAAUCUAUGGAGACGUUACCAGAGAGAACUAAAGCUUCAGGAGAAGCUACCCUGAAGAAGACAGACUCUUGUGACAGUGGCAUUACAAAAAGUGACUUGCGCUUGGAUAACGUUGGGGAGACAAGAAGCCCACAGGACCGCAGCCCGGUCCUCACCGAGGUCAAGCAUUCCUUUUAUCCUAUCCCAGAACAGACUCUUCAGGCUACCAUGCUAGAAGUGAAACACGAAUUGAAAGAGGACAUCAAGGCUUUAAACACAAAAAUGACCAAUAUAGAAAAACAGCUCGCUGAGAUACUUAGGAUAUUGACCUCAAGAAGAAGCUCCCAGUCACCACAGGAGUUGUUUGAAAUAUCAAGGCCCCAGUCUCCAGAAUCAGAAAAAGACAUGUUUGGAGCUAGCUGAGGUGUUUCUUUAUAAAAAACAGUCAAUCAAAUGAACACCCCCCCCCUAACAUUUUAAAUUUAAUCUUGAAAACAAGUGAGGGACCAAUUCACUAAGCAUGUUCCCUAUGUCUAAAAAGGUACAGUAGCAGGAAUUGCAACCUCAUGUCAAGAUGGCAGCUGGCUCUGAAGUCUUUUUGACAGCAAGGGUACAGUUUAUAAAGCUUUUCUUUUCUCCAUUGGUGCCCAUUCUCCCCACUCCCUCUUUCUCCCUCAGGAUGUUGGAAUAAGAGCUCCGAAAGCAGCAGCCAUCCCUGUGAGCGCCAGGUGACCUCUUAGGUUUUUGGAGCAUGCCUUAUGUAGUUAGCUCAGUUUUUGCCUAUAUGAAUAAGGACUGGCCAGGGUGCUUGUGCUUUCAGCAUUUUUUUUUUUGCUGCUGCUGUUGUCACUGUUUCAGUCACCCGUACAGCAUGUUAAAUGCCACAGUAUAUUUUCAUGUACUUGUAAUAAAGCAAAGAGGAGUAGAAUUUGUGCUACUCAAUACCAAAGUUACUUUUGGGUAGUCAAGGGACAGCUAAGAAGAAGGGAAAAAAUGUAAAAAAAAAAAACCCAAAAAAAACAACACACAAAAAAACCCCUCAAGUCUGUUAGUAAAUGGGUUCAUCCACAUUUUCAUUCUUUGAGUCAGGAUAUUGAUUUUCAAAAUCUGGACUUCUGUCUCAGAUGUCGUAGAACAUUACCUGUGUUUUUAAUUUCUGCUGGAGGACGGAGGUUUGGGUGUGCUGUGUACCUGCAGAACGUGCAGAACACUUUCUGCCCACUGCAGAAUGUGUUGUGUGUCAGUGUCAAUAACCAUUCUGCAGAUUUGCCUCCCUGUGAAAAUAUACUGUAGCAAUUAUGUCCUGUCUUUGCUAUGAAUCUGCUCUUUUGAUUCUUGUUAAAUUAUUAUUCAGAAGUUUCUGUUUUGGUAGUGUUCCUUGUAGCCAAAGGCUUUCACAGAACUUUCAUAGAAUUUAAAUUGUUGCAUUUUUCUCUAUAUCCGGAUGUAUUGUUAUUGAUCUAAUCUAUCUAGAAAGUAAAUGGAGGUAGAAACACAGUGCUUACUGUAUACAAGUGCUAUUGUAGCAAGGAAACAAGAAGAUCUGCUUCUUAAAGAAGGAGAUGUUUCCAAAACUUAUAUUUUCAUAUCUUUUUUGGAGGAAGAUUGAAGCACUUUACCAAAAUGACUGUUCAUUAUUCAUUAUUUAGGGUAGCAGAGAAGAUUCCAUACCUUGGGACAUAGGUAUAGAUCUGCAGUAAAUUCUCUCCACUGGUCUGGUAUGCUCACUAUUUAACCGUAGGUUAUUGUCCAGAAGCAUGGUGCAACUGUUGAGCUUUUCAUUCUCACUGGCAGUAGGUCCUAACACACUGUGGGAGUAGUUCUCAUUCUUUUUCUAUGGUACUAACUCAUUUACAUUAAAAAAAACACAUAAAUUUUUGGAGCAGAUAUGAGAUUUGGGUUAAGUAAGAAAGAGAGAAGGGAAAUGACCAAUUAGGAGGGAUUUCUGGUGGCCUAAUGCUUGCAUGGGGCCAUGCAGAAUUAUGCCAUACAUCCUUGGGGAAGUGCAAGGCCCACCAGUGAAACUGCACACACAGUAUUGGGGCUGUGCUGUGCAAAGCUACGAGCUCAGGCCUUGAAGGCAGUAAGUUUGUUUUAUCUGUUCUGAGGACAGCACUGCAGUUUGCAGCUGCUUUAGGGUUAGCUUUCAAGGGUCUUGCAUGCUGGUUCAGUACAGGAGUGUCCACAAAUAAUAAAUUUUAAUCAAGUCUUGAAAGAUUCCCGAAAUGCAUCUGGAUCAAAUCUGUCUGCAACUUUCUACUUCCCCUACAGAAAGAAAAGGCAUUACAGAAGUGACUUGCUAGGAAACAGUGAAACAGAGGUGCCAUUUCCUAUAUUUAUUUCCAGUUCCAAGUUUGGGUUUUUCCAGUGGAAGCUGGUGUCUUUUGCAGUUAUGUCUGGGGCAUACUGAGGAGAGCUUUUUUGACCAAAGUCACGGUGUGUUUGGUGCUUUAAUCAGUAUGAAUGGCAACAGCUACCUGCAAUAGCUAUGCCAUUUCCAUAAGGGAUCCAUACAACAGCAGUUUCAGAUUAGAAUUACUACGUGUUUUCCUCUCCAAACUCCUCGGUCAGUAAAUUCAUUGGGCAGUGAAAUUAGGUAAAAAUAAACUACAGGUUUGCAAGUAUACAUGUAUUUGUAAUCAGUGCCCCGGAGUUGCAGAGGGGUUUGAGCGGUUCACUUGGUGCCAGUUUUCUAAUCCAGGCAAAUUACUCAUCAGCGUUGUGUUUCCUUUGUAACAUGUUUGGAAGUCUUGCUGAACUCAGCUGGCAGCCAGCUACCUGCAGUCUGAUAAACAUGGAAAUUAGCUUAUCCCAGACCAGAUAAGAGGGGAAAUGUUUGUUGCCCCCCAGGUAUGUGCCUAACGUCUCCAGUGUUGCAGUGCAGAUGUAGGAUUAGAUGCACAGUUGCAGAUUACCUAGUCCUCUGUUGCUGUGUCCAUGUUAACGUUUCUCAGUGGUAUCUUUCAUGUGUCCUCAGGGAUAUGUUUAAGGUUUUUCUGGUGUUGCUGAUUGCCUAAUCCUGGAGUCAAGGCAGGGUUAAUCCUAGAAGCCUCACAAUUAUUUGCAUCACCACAUGCGGUUCGGUGAGUAAAGGAGCAUAAGUCCCCAUUUCUGAGGGCACUCCAAGUGCAGCCUGAAGUUUAGUUCAGUUUGGAAUACAGGUACGUGCUCCAUGGCCAGGGCUGGGUGAAGCACAGAGUCCAUUUUUAAGGCUUUUAUGAGGCCUUUUUAAGAGCCUAUAAAGUCAGUUAUAAUCCACUCGUAUAGCUUUCAAAGAUUGUAAUAUACUCUGGAAUUACACUUAAAAUGUAAUGUCACUGAAGAUUAUGGCCAAAUUUGAUUCUGUUGCAGUCAUGAAUCUCCAGAAGAACUUGCACUCCUUCCAAUGACACCUUCAAGGCAUCUGCUCCAGGUCAGCACUGAAGUGGGCAAUGUCACUGAGAUUUGCACAGCUCUAACAAGUCAGAUCCAUUUUUAUUAUGAUUUCAUGAACUGGCAGGUACUAAAGCUAGUUGUAGAAGACUGCAUCAUCCCUUAGUAACCACUAUGCAUUGUGAAGGAAUCUGAAAAAAUAUAAUAUUUAGGAUGAGCUUUGGUCUUUGGAUUCCCUGGGCUACUUAGUGGUAAAUAAGCGAAACCUUGUCUGCUAUGGGACUCCCUUGACCCUCAGACUAGUUUGGACCUGUAGUGUAUUGCCCAGGCUCAGCAGAUGAAGAGAGAUUUGUUUAGGGAGUGACUGAAAGCAGCUAUGUUGUAAAUCUGUCUUUCUCCAUUGAGCCUUAAACUUGGAUGCCUAAGGCUGGGUGGUGCGCAUAUCCACGGUAAUUGUUACUUAUUCUUCCAUUUUAUUUGUGAGCUUUUCCUUUUAUUUGUGUUGGGUAAGCCUUUUCACUUAAAUUAUUUUUCAUCUUAGAAAUGGAUGACCUCUGAACAUGAGAUUCUGCCCCUUAACAAGGAAGCGGUUUACAUUCUGUGUUCUGGCACAGUGCUUCUACCACUUAACUACCUGCUAAACAACCCGUGUUAACGAACAAGAGAUUGUGUCCCAUUUUUACCCUAUGGUGGAAUGAGAUUUCAGUCAAAAGCUGGUAGUUCAGAGGAAGAGGCGGGGCUCAGGGUUGUUACAAAGGGAGCUUGUAGAAGUUCGUACUUAACCAGAAUACCAAUAUGCAGCACAGGAUUUAAAAAGCAAAAACCAACCCUCAUCCCUUCCAUGUUCAGCUACAUUGACUUCUGUCUGGUAUUACCUGUAUACUUUUACAAACACCAUUCUUGCUUUAAAUCUCUUUCACAGUGCUGCUCUGAAUCCCAGCGAACACCCUGUUUAGCAGCUUCGAAGGUGAUGUUCUGCUUCUACAGUACUUCACUUUAAUGAACUGAACAAGAUAUUUACUGUGAAUAUCUGGUGAUAUUUUUUCAAUCACAGUCUGUGAAAGAAUUUACUACGAUUUGUCUUUGCUAUACAAACAGCAAUGUGUAUGACUACGCUUGUGCCGUUGCGUGUACAUACACACGUAUAUAUAGUAUCUGUGUAUAGACAAUAGAUAAUAUGGAUUGAUUUCUGUUAUGUAAAAGCACAUCCUUCACUUAAUGAUUACAGUUCAAGAAGGGAACUAAAAUCUUCCCCUUAGCUACCCACUGAAUGUGCUAGCUAGCAUCUUGUUUGUUAAAUGUUGAACUUUCAGGCCAUACCUUCUGGUUUCUCUAGCAGUCUCAGCUUCGUACAGUUAGUUUGGCUGAUAUUGUGACUGAGAGAUCUGGCAGGUGCUGUUAGUCAGGAACCAGAAAUGUAUGUGAAAUUGGAAAAAUGCUGUAUCAUAGCUGGUGGGAAAACAGCUUGUAAGCCACUGUUUCUUGCUUGCUCACAGUACCUCUGAAGCCAAGGUGCCCUGGUAUUGCCUCUCCUGGCUUCUCCUGCAGGAGGGACUGUGGAACAGGAGGGUUUCUUUUUCCUGGCACUGGGGGCUGUCUCAAGGUGCUGAGCCUGUCCUUCUCACAUGACACUUGGUCACUGCACUUCUGCUUUCUCGGCCUGGUCUUAGGUGGUGAAGAGCAUCUACUUAAUUCUUCCUUUCUCUGUAGUCUCCUGUGUGUGUAUUGGCAAUAACAAUGUCUGUGUUUCAGCCGCACUUCUGAUUUAUUAACAGAAACCUUUUAGAGAGAGACCCGGGCAGGGGAAGCUCCAGAAAUGUGAGGUAUAGUACAGUAGAUUACUGUAUCCACUAAUCUGACAUACUUUUGACCACAUUGUUGUGGCAAGCAUUGAUUCAACUAAAUAAAAAUAAUGCUUUUUGCAAUAAGAUAUAGCCAACAUUUAGCCUUAAGACCCUUUCAUAAGUGAAACAUUUCAAACUGUGAUUCCAUUCUCUUUCCUUCUUCAUGUUCUGUAGUAUUUACAAUGUUGCCUAAAGAUAAAGCACUUUGAUUAGCUUUCUAAAUCUAAUGGAAAUCACUUGUUGGUAAUCACGCUUAUUUCUCCACUUAAUGCCUUCUUAUUAGGAUAAUAAAUUACUCCAAUAGUCCUCUCCCUUUCCAAAACAGACAUAAUUAUUGUGUGAACACUUUUGUGUUAUUGGGGAUCCAAGCCCGACCUAUCACAAAAGUGUUUGUUUUGAAGACUUUAUUUUACAGUGCAACAAUGCUACUGUGAAUUUACCUGCAGCCGUAAUUUGUUCCGAGCUGAUUGUUGAGUGUCGUGCAAACAUAUUUGAUGUGUAAUCCCAGAGCAUCUCCAUAACUGGAUUUAAAUGCCUGAUGUCAGCAAAGCAGUUUGGGGCUUUCACUUGCUGUUCUGAAAGGCGGAUGUCUUUUUCCUUUCCUCCCACUGAAGGUGUGACCACUGACAUAGAAAAAGAAUCCUUUUAGCUGUAGAUGAGAGACAUUCAAUAAUCUCGUAUCAGGAUGAACUGCUAUAUAAAGAAAUAUGGAGUUUUCUAAUGAAUGUGUUAGAUUAUUGUACUUACAUACAAUCAAUAUUUGUACAUCUGUUGGAAACCCGUCUGCGUUUCGGUAUUUAGCCACCACUGCAUGGACACUUUAUUGAUAUGCAGUUACUGCAGUCGCUUUGGAGCUUUUAAAUGUAUUUCACUUGGUUUUAUCCUUUCCAAAAUCCACCAAAUAUUCCUGUUUCUUUUUCUUUGCAUUUGUCACUUUGUUCAAUGAAGCAUGAUCAGACAAAGAGAACGAGUAGAUACUAUUUUUGUGGUCAGCAAAGCAGCUGCCAGUAGAUAGACAGUGUGUGUGCACAUACACACUGUUUUGGAAUGUUUCAGUUACAAAUGCAGCCACCUACAUUAAUGAUAUCCCUGUUAAACAUUUUUAAACAAGCACAAAUAAUAUUUGUAAAAAAAAAAGUUUAAUUUUAUUU